AUGAGAGUGAGUCCAUACACGUUCCUCGCUCUCUCCACGUUCGGUGCUGUAGUGAUUUUUCGGGGGCCUUAGUUCGGGGUUCUCGCUCGCUUUCAUGGUUCUUAAAACGGUCACUCAUGUACAGCUUGGCAUUUAAAACCCGAAACAGCCCUUCACAAAAGACUUCACUCAGGUGGGGCGACUGCUGUUUCCGAGCUCUUUUAAGCCACAAUUAGUGUGAUAAAUAGCCAACGACGACUGUUAAACUCAUUGUUAUUGCAUUGAUAGAUAUAUUUUUUGUUGAGGACACUAUAUUAACAAGAGAGGAUUUAAAAAAGUAUUUAUUAGUCAAGAUUUAAAUUAAUCUGAUUCACUCUUUAAUGUCUUUGUUAAGCAAAUUAACAAAAAUAAUUUAGCGACUUAGUCUAUUGCCCAAAUAGUUCUUCCAUACCUUCGGAGAAGAAUCGCCGUUAAACAGGACUAAAUCAUGAUUAACAUAAGCGGCGUGGUUUCCGUCGUACUCUUCUACUUGCUCAUUUUGGGUGUUGGGAUUUGGGCGGCGAGGAAAAAACAGGCCGGAAAUGACUCGGAAGAGGAGGUCAUGCUCGCGGGAAGGAGCAUCGGCCUUUUCGUCGGGAUAUUCACGAUGACAGCAACAUGGGUUGGUGGUGGAUAUAUAAACGGCACCGCAGAAGCCAUAUACACAUCCGGUCUCAUAUGGUGCCAAGCCCCGUUCGGUUAUGCCCUAAGUCUCGUUUUUGGCGGUGUGUUCUUCGCUAAUCAGAUGAGGCAGCAGGGUUAUGUCACCAUGCUGGAUCCUCUCCAGGACAACUUCGGAGGUCGGAUGGGCGGUCUGCUUUUCCUUCCCGCUCUGUGCGGGGAGGUCUUCUGGGCUGCUGGGAUUCUCGCAGCUUUGGGAGCUACCCUGAGCGUCAUCAUUGACAUGGACCACAGGACGAGCGUCAUCCUGAGUUCGUGCAUAGCGGUUUUUUACACCCUUUUCGGCGGACUUUACAGUGUCGCCUACACCGAUGUCAUCCAGCUGUUCUGCAUUUUCAUCGGCCUGUGGAUGUGCGUCCCGUUCGCGUGGGCAAAUGAGCACGUCAAGCCUCUUUCUAGUCAGGAAGUCGACUGGAUCGGAGCGGUGAAGCCUGAGGAGUACGGCUUCUACCUCGACUACGGCCUCCUCCUCAUUCUCGGUGGGAUUCCAUGGCAGGUGUAUUUUCAAAGGGUGCUGUCCAGCAAAUCGGCCAGCAGAGCUCAGAUCUUGUCGUACGUCGCGGCUUUUGGCUGCGUCAUAAUGGCCAUCCCUCCAGUCCUGAUCGGAGCUAUUGCCAGAUCCACAGCAUGGAACGAAACAGCUUAUCAAGGGCCGUACCCGCUCACGGCGACUGAGACUAGCAUGAUACUGCCGAUGGUACUUCAGUACCUGACUCCGGACUUCGUUUCCUUCUUCGGCCUCGGAGCAGUCUCGGCGGCCGUCAUGUCGUCCGCCGACUCCAGCGUUCUCUCCGCCAGUUCCAUGUUCGCCAGGAACGUUUACAAACUCAUAUUCCGCCAAAGGGCAUCGGAGAUGGAGAUCAUUUGGGUGAUGAGAAUAUCUAUAUUCGUCGUCGGCAUCCUGGCUACAAUAAUGGCUCUUACAAUACCAUCGAUUUACGGCCUUUGGUCGAUGUGUUCCGAUCUCGUCUACGUCAUUUUAUUUCCACAGCUGCUCAUGGUCGUCCAUUUUAAGGACAACUGCAAUACUUACGGUUCCUUGGCUGCGUACAUCAUGGCCCUUUUGGUCAGGGUCUCUGGAGGAGAACCUUUGCUGGGACUUCCCGCUCUUAUACAUUUUCCAGGAUGGGACGGCGAACGGCAGCUUUUCCCUUUCAGGACCAUGGCCAUGCUCAUCUCGCUAAUUACGCUUAUCGGGGUCUCCUGGGGAACAAAGCACGUAUUUGAGGUUGGUUACUUGAGCCCUGGCUACGAUUUGUUCAGAUGCGUCGUCAACAUCCCCGAGGACGUGGUUAGGGUCGGGGAACCUGCGGAGGGCGAGAUGGCCGUGAUGACCUCCGGCUCGAUGGGUCCCCUGUACGGCACAUCGACUGAAGCCACGCUUGUCGGCAAGGACGAGAUGAACGGCAGGAUAAACCCCGCCCUGGAGACGGACGACGACGAUCCGGCCCUCGACCUCGGCGAUAUGAAAAAACGGGCCGGCAGCGUGUCGCAGCAGCCCAAUUCUCAGACUCAACUCUAAGUUCCCCGUGCUCGACCCGAAAGGUAGUCAAAACACCGAAUUGCAUUUAUAGAUUAGGUUCACGCGCACGUGUUAGGCAGAAUUAAAAUAAAACAAAAAGGGUCUUGCGAUUUUAGUCCUUGAUAAAAUUGUAAAACGAUAAAGUUUGCUUAAAAACAGUCGACCUCCUGCGACAUACAGUCUUUCUAAUAAUCCACGCUUAUCAAUACAAUAAAGGCCUCUUAUGUUAGUUUUUUGAAAAACUUGAAAAGUCAUUCAUUUUUUGGUAAGUUUUCACACAGUGUUAGGCCAUAAUAAACAUUUUUAAACUAAACAUAAACAAGUUUUACUAAAAUAAAUUACAACA
This is a messenger RNA of Cimex lectularius (bed bug), 2567 nucleotides long. It is a transcript of the gene ChT, whose product is annotated as high-affinity choline transporter 1. The transcript has 12 exons. The record is from RefSeq and is a predicted model, not a curated record. Gene Ontology annotation, biological process: transmembrane transport; choline transport; acetylcholine biosynthetic process. The coding region runs from base 467 to 2221 and encodes 584 amino acids. Lineage: Eukaryota; Metazoa; Arthropoda; Insecta; Hemiptera; Cimicidae. Gene Ontology annotation, cellular component: plasma membrane. Gene Ontology annotation, molecular function: choline:sodium symporter activity.